GUUUGCCCCAUAUCUCAUUUUGAGUCACUCUUUAAAAAUUGCCCCAUAUCUUAUUUUGAGUCACUCUUUACAAAUUGCCCCGUAUACCGAACAAAAGAGAAUGGAGGGAGUAUAAUGAUAUCGGGUCAAAAAAUAAAAAAUCACGAAGGCUGAGUAACAUUGUGUGGUCUAUAGCAAAGUUGUAAGGCCCAACUCCCAAGGCCCUAAAAAACACAACUGACAAAAGACGAACGAUAGCCAGAUCGACCCUCGCUCUCAACGCUGCCUCAUUGCUGCCGGCACAAUCCUCGCCGGCACCACCGUUGCCGUCGCUUUUCCGGAAAGUCUCUUUUAUCUACUCUGUCAUUGCUUUUAUUUUUUUUUUUAUUUUUUUUGUUUAUAUUCUUCCAUUCGUUACUUCACUGGAAAUUUGCCUUUGUGUUUGAUGAUUAAUGAACAACAAACUAUAGCAUAAUCAACAAAUUUGUGGCAGCAAUUCGUUUAUAAAAUUGUAUAAUCCAGAGACUUUUACCACCAUUUCGUAUUUAUUAAUAUUAUUUCGCGCAGUUGCUAUUUAUCUUCCUUUAUUUUUAAUCAAUUGUUGUUCAAGGUAGUGUAUAAUUGAAGAACCCUUGAAUAAUCGAGGAAAUUGUGACAUUAAUUGAUUACUUGUUUCUCGUUAUUAUAUAGUGUGUUAUGAUUAUUAGUUUGGUAUAUAUAUUAAUACAUGAUUUUGUAAUAGACUAAUUGUUGAUUAAUGAAUGAUUGUUGUUCAUGGUAGCAUGUUUGUUCAUGUAAUCAUGUGUUUUAACAAAUAUCUUUAGUGAUAACUUUUGGUUAAUUCUACCUGCAUUAUUGCAAUAACAGUUUAUUAUCGUAAAUCGCGGUUACACCCUCAUCAAUGGAGUCACUAAUCCUUCAACUUCACGACAUAUCUGCUGUUAAAUUUGACAACUUCAAGCUAAAAUCCGGUAUAGCCUCUCCAGUCUAUAUAGACCUCCGCUUAAUUGUGUCCUACCCUAAACUCCUCUCUCAAAUCUCCCAAACCCUCAUUUCUGCCGUUGGCUCUGCCUCGCCCCCUGCAUCCUUUGAUGUCAUCUGUGGUGUCCCUUACACUGCCCUUCCUAUUGCCACUGGAGUUUCCAUAGCUAACAACAUUCCUAUGCUCAUGCGCCGUAAAGAGGUUAAAUCAUAUGGAACUGGCAAAGCCAUUGAAGGUGUUUUUCGUCCCUCCCAAACUUGCCUCGUUAUUGAAGACCUUGUUACUAGUGGUGCAUCUGUUCUUGAGACAGCUGCUCCAUUGAGAGAUUUUGGCCUCAAGGUUACUGAUGCUGUUGUUUUGAUUGAUAGGGAACAGGGAGGAAGAGAGAAUUUGGCAGAAAAUGGCAUAAGAUUGCACUCCUUGUUGAAGCUGAGUGAGAUGGUUGGAGUUUUGAGGAGGUUGGGUAAGGUGGAAAAAGAAACAGAGAAUAUGGUGUUGAAGUUUAUCAGGGAUAAUAAGGUUUCUGUGCCAAAUUUGGGAAAAGAGAGAGUCGGGGGAUCACACAUGGCCUACGGGGAGAGGGCCAAGUUAGCUAAAAAUGAAACUGGUAGGAGAUUGUUUGAGAUAAUGGUAAACAAGAAGACGAAUUUGUGCUUGGCUGCUGAUGUUGGUACAGCUGCUGAGUUACUAGACCUGGCUGAUAAGGUAGGACCAGAAAUCUGCUUGCUGAAAACUCAUGUUGAUAUAUUGCCUGAUUUCACCCCAGACUUUGGUACAAAACUUCGAUCGAUUGCAGACAAGCACAAUUUUCUUAUUUUUGAAGAUCGUAAAUUUGCUGACAUUGGCAACACUGUAACUAUGCAAUAUGAAGGGGGUGUUUAUCACAUUUUGGAUUGGGCUGACAUUGUCAAUGCUCACAUUAUAUCUGGCCCUGGGAUUGUGGAUGGUCUAAAAUUGAAGGGCUUGCCUCGUGGCAGGGGGCUCUUGCUGUUGGCUGAAAUGAGCUCUGCUGGUAACCUUGCUAGAGGAGAUUACACAGCAGCAGCGGCAAAGAUCGCUGAGGAUCACUCAGAUUUUGUCAUAGGUUUCAUCUCGGUUAAUCCAGCAUCUUGGAAAUGUGGACUCGUCAACCCAGCCCUUAUUCAUGCUACACCUGGAGUUCAAAUGGUGAUUGGUGGUGAUGCCCUUGGACAGCAGUACAACACUCCGUAUUCAGUUAUUUAUGAUAGAGGUAGUGACAUAAUAAUUGUUGGUCGUGGGAUCACUAAAGCAGCGAAUCCCAGAGAGGCUGCUUGUGAAUAUCGGUGUCAAGGAUGGAAUGCAUAUUUGGCCAAUGCACAUGAGAUAAACAGCACCAAAAAAGAGGAUCUGGACUGGUAAAUGUGAGAUUUUGAGCGUUGAAGUGGAUGGAGUUUGGAAAAGGAGAAGUAAAAGGGAGAGGCUGGAAAUCUAGUAUUGGCUGGGUGGUUGAAGAAAAGGGAAGUAAACUUGAACUUUUGUAGGGUCAGAAAGAGUAUUUUGUCUUCCUCCAUUGCAGACUGAAAUGAAGGCCAUCUUAAAAAGAAUGAAAGAUGCUGCAGGUUUAAUAAAAGAAGUGGUAGUUCGAAUCAACUCGUAGGAAGCAAUAAGAGCACUCAAAUCAAAUUACCCCCAAAAGCUGAUGAACCAAUAAUACGCUUAGUGACAGAGUUAGAAGACUUGCUUAUUCUUCUGGUUGUUUCUGCUGCUCAAAAGUAAUAAGCUGUUAUGGCUGAUGAACCAACAAGCUCAAUCUAGUGAUUAUGACUAGAGAACGGGAGUUAGUUGUCUCGCUUUUUCAUGUGUUGUCCCCGAAAGAAAUAAAGAAUCCAAAUGUAAUCAGUUUGGUUUGUGUGCAUAUGUCUCAUUGUGACGAUUCGAUUACCAAUUUACCAUCAUGAAGUAUUUACUUAUGAAAAAUCAGGUAGUAAUACUACAUUUUAUGAAAUUGGAUACAUUUUGUUGCUACGUCACAGAAUUAAAUGUUGUAAGCUGCAAUUAGUGAUUAAAAUUUCAAUUCUUUGAAUUUAAGGAGUUGGAUGUAAACAUGGAUUGUAUAGUUUCAAGUUCUUAAUCAUCGGGCAUGUCUUUGUCCAAAUAUUCGUUUCCAAAUGCUAAAACUUUCCUUGUCAUUA
Messenger RNA from Chenopodium quinoa (quinoa), 3114 nucleotides. Its product is annotated as uridine 5'-monophosphate synthase-like. The record is from RefSeq and is a predicted model, not a curated record. Bases 881 to 2341 code for a protein of 486 amino acids. Gene Ontology annotation, biological process: 'de novo' UMP biosynthetic process; 'de novo' pyrimidine nucleobase biosynthetic process. NCBI's taxonomy places the organism in Eukaryota, Viridiplantae, Streptophyta, Magnoliopsida, Caryophyllales, Amaranthaceae. The transcript is spliced from 8 exons. Gene Ontology annotation, molecular function: orotate phosphoribosyltransferase activity; orotidine-5'-phosphate decarboxylase activity.